This is a messenger RNA of Hibiscus syriacus, 1544 nucleotides long. RefSeq names its product high mobility group B protein 15-like. The record is from RefSeq and is a predicted model, not a curated record. The transcript has 7 exons. Gene Ontology annotation, molecular function: DNA binding. Bases 127 to 1449 code for a protein of 440 amino acids. NCBI's taxonomy places the organism in Eukaryota, Viridiplantae, Streptophyta, Magnoliopsida, Malvales, Malvaceae.
GAAACAGUGGUUUUCAUUUUUUUUAUUAGUAGGUUCUGUGAUUUCUUGGAAUUUCAAGAUUAAUGCUUUAGUAGGUUCUUUAAGCAAUGGAUUGGUCAAGGUUGGUAUAUUGACAAAGAAUUGGCAAUGUCAUCAACUUCUUUUGCCAAGCAGACUGUUGUGCCUAUGAAAGAACCAUCAUCGAAUUACAAUCCAUAUCCCCCACCACUAGCAAGAUACGAAGAUGUUGUAGCUUGUUCGAAACUUUUCCUCUCUACGUUGGAGAAGCUCCAUGCUACCAUGGGAACCAAGUUCAUGAUACCGAUCAUAGGAGGAAAGGAGUUAGAUUUGCACAAACUUUUUGUGGAGGUAACAUCUCGUGGUGGUAUCGAAAAGAUUAUAAAAGAGCGAAGAUGGAAGGAAGUGACUGCGAUUUUCAACUUCCCUUCAACUGCUACAAAUGCAUCAUUUGUGCUGCGAAAAUACUAUCUUUCUUUGCUUCAUCACUAUGAACAAAUGUACUUCUUUAAAGCCCGUGGUUGGGUUCCUGUUUCUUCCGAUCAAUCUGUCACACAGAUUCCUACUCAAGGGGUAGUACGACCAGUCAUCGAUGUUCAUGCAGCCGGUGUCCAGCAACCAAGAGUAAAUGUUUCCGAUUCACCUACAGCAGCCAGGCAAUCAACAAUUGCAGGGUCUCCGGUGAUUGGGGUCAUCGAUGGAAAAUUCGAUAGUGGCUAUCUUGUUACCAUCACAAUUGGCUCGGAGAAGCUAAAAGGCGUCCUUUAUCAGACUUUAGAGGAGGCAGCACCCGAAGCACAGCACAACUAUGGUGUGUUUGAGAGCCAGAGUGCAAAUCCACAUGCUACAUUGGGUAUGCAACGUCGUAGACGCCGGAGAAAAUCUGAGAUAAAACGGAGGGAUCCUGCACAUCCAAAACCGAACAGGAGUGGAUAUAACUUCUUUUUUGCCGAGCAACAUGCUAGAUUGAAACCACUCCACCCCGGACAAGACCGAGAAAUCAGCAGAAUGAUCGGUGAAAAAUGGAACAAGUUGACCGAAUCCGAAAAAUCUGUUUAUCAGGAAAAAGCUAUCGAAGAUAAAGAACGAUAUCGAAUUGAGAUGGAGGAUUACAGAGAAAAAUUAAGGACAGGUCAAACUACAAGCAAUUCGGUGCCCCUAGAGCAACAGCUACCCGUAGAAGACAUAGAAAUGGCCGAAGCGGAUAUGAAACUCGAAGAUGCUGAAGGCGGUGAGUCCGCUGGAACCCCGGAAAACGAUAGCAGUUCUGAUGGAAGUGACUUUGAAGAUGAUAAAACAGCAGACAAAGAUUUAGAUAUGGAAGAACCUGGAGUUGCAGGCAUAGGUGGUAAUGUCGACGCAGCGGAUAUUUCGGUUGAGCAAGCGACCGAGUUACCGAAGGUUGAUGAUAAUGCUGGACAUGAUAGCCAGGUCGACAAGUUCAGUAUUUGAAGAUGAAAGAAAGAACCAAUGACUUGUGAAGAACACUAAAACCUGCUAGUGAUUAAGUUGGAACUUUCUUGCAAAUGAAGCAAUAGAUGCUUUAG